AUGACCCACCAAACCCAUGCUUAUCACAUAGUUAAUCCUAGCCCAUGACCCCUUACCGGGGCUCUUUCCGCAUUCCUACUAACUUCUGGGAUAAUCAUAUGAUUCCACUUCCAUUCUACCCUUCUCCUUUUUAUAGGAGUUACCUCUAUCCUUCUAACAAUAUUUCAAUGAUGACGAGAUGUUGUACGAGAAGGAACAUACCAGGGCCACCAUACCCCGGUAGUACAAAAAGGACUACGCUAUGGUAUAGUUCUAUUCAUCAUAUCAGAAGUCUUCUUUUUUGUAGGUUUCUUCUGAGCUUUUUAUCAUUCAAGCCUUUCCCCAGCCUUAGAACUAGGAGGCUGCUGGCCACCAGUAGGAAUUAACCCCCUUAACCCAUUAGAAGUACCUUUACUUAAUACCGCAAUCCUCUUAGCCUCAGGUGUUUCUAUUACAUGAGCUCACCAUAGUCUUAUAGAAGGAAACCGUAACCAAAUAAUCCAAGCCUUAGCAACCACUAUUGGCCUUGGCUUAUAUUUUACAAUCCUUCAAGCUAUAGAAUACUAUGAAGCACCUUUUACCAUCUCUGAUGGUAUCUACGGAUCAACAUUCUUCGUAGCAACAGGCUUUCAUGGCUUACACGUAAUCAUUGGCUCAUUAUUUCUAAUUGUAUGCUUACUCCGACAACUCUUUUACCAUUUUACAUCCACUCACCAUUUUGGCUUCGAAGCAGCCGCUUGAUAUUGACAUUUCGUAGAUGUAGUAUGACUAUUCCUAUAUGUUUCUAUCUACUGAUGAGGCUCAU
Antechinus flavipes (yellow-footed antechinus) is the source of this 784-nucleotide messenger RNA. NCBI's taxonomy places the organism in Eukaryota, Metazoa, Chordata, Mammalia, Dasyuromorphia, Dasyuridae. The record is from the annotation of a RefSeq genome assembly.